Messenger RNA from Sinocyclocheilus rhinocerous, 3946 nucleotides. RefSeq names its product mucin-22-like. Bases 105 to 3806 code for a protein of 1233 amino acids. Lineage: Eukaryota; Metazoa; Chordata; Actinopteri; Cypriniformes; Cyprinidae. The transcript has 9 exons. The record is from RefSeq and is a predicted model, not a curated record.
UGUAAGACCUGAAGUUCUUUCUUCAUUGUAUUCCGUAACUGGAUUAAGCAUUACUGUGUUUUGGAGUUUGCUGUGUAUCAACAUUUUGUCUCAGGUGUAGGAGGAUGCCGUUAUUCACAAUGAGGUUCAUAUUCUCAUUGUGUGUUUCAAUACUGCUACUGUAUGGUGAAAUAAUUGAUGGACAAUCAACAGAUGACCCCUGCUACAGCUACAAUGUGCUGGAUGAUCCUCGAAGAGCCACCAACAAUCAAUAUUCCUCUGAAAUAAUGUGUGACUGUGAGGUCAGCUGGAACGGCUGGUACCGUCUCUUCAUUCAGGGUCAGAGCGUUCAGAUGCCAGACACAUGUGUUGAUCAGGAUAGCUGUGGCACUCAUGCUCCACUGUGGCUGAAAGAAGGACAUCCAGCAGUUGAGGAUGGAGUGGUCACUCGAGAUGUCUGCGGUCACUAUGACAAUGACUGCUGUGCUUUUCUGUCCAAUCCCAUUAAAGUCAAAGCCUGUCCAGGAGAUUAUUAUGUCUAUGAGUUUGUUAAACCAGCUUUCUGCUAUUUAGCAUAUUGUGCAGAUGUAACAAACAUCAACACUACAUAUACGACUGUGGUUCCUCUUGUUGACCCCUGCAACAACUACAAUGUGCUAGAUGAUCCAUGGAGAGCCACCAACAAUCAAUAUACCUCUGAAAUAAUGUGUGACUGUGAAGUUAGCUGGAAUGGCUGGUACCGUCUCUUCAUUCAGGGUCAGAGCGUUCAGAUGCCAGACACAUGUGUUGAUGAGUAUAGUUGUGGCACUCAUUCCCCACUCUGGCUGAACGGAGGACAUCCAGCAGUUGAGGAUGGAGUGGUCACUCGAGAUGUCUGCGGUCAUUGGGACAAUAACUGCUGCUAUUUCAACUCCAAUCCCAUUAAAGUCAAAGCCUGUCCAGGCAAUUAUUUUAUUUAUGAGUUUGUGAAACCUGCUUUCUGCUCUUUGGCAUACUGCGCAGCUGUAGCGAACAUAAACACUACCUAUACUACUGUCACACCAAUGAAAACCUCAACAGCAGCCACUACAACAAUGGACUUUACUGAUAUCUGGAACAACAGCAUUUCCUAUACGACUAUCUUGAUAGAAACAACCUCAGACAUGAAAACCACAUUAAUAGAAACAACAAUCUUGGCCACUGGUAAUGCAGAAAGUACUACCACAGAGCCCACAACAACAAACCGCAGCACCAUAACUCCAGAAAGUUCCACAAAGGAGACCACAACAAUAAGCAGCAGCACCACAACUCCCGAAAUAUCACCAACACAGACUACAACAACAGAUAGCACCUAUACUGGCACCAUAACAACAGAAAGUACUACCACAGGCACCACAACCGAUAUCACAACAACAGACAGCACUACCAACAGAGAAAGUACAACCUCUGGCAUGACCACUCCAGGAAGUACUACCACAGAGACCACAACAUCAGAAAGCACUACUACUAUCAACACAACUCCAGUCAGUGCAACAACAGAGACCACAAUGGCAGAAAGUAAGACCAAUGGUGCCAUUACUGCAGAAAGUAUUGCCUCAGAGACCACAACAACAAGCAUCACCACCACACAAGAAAGCACAACAACCGAGACCACAACAACAGAAACCCCUCGUACUACAACUGCAAAAAUUACAACAACAGAGACCACAACACCAGAAAGCAUAACAACUAAGACCACAGAAAUAGAAAGUACCACUGCAGGCACAACAAUGGAAACCACAACAACAGAAAACACCAGCCUCGGCACAACAACUGAGACCACAACAAUAAAAAGUACCACAACAGGCACCACAGCUGAGAUCACAACAACAGAAGGGACCACCACUCCAGACAGUACUACCACAGAGACCACAACAACAGAAAGCACCACCACCGGUACUACAACUCCAGAAAGCACCACAAUGGCAGAAAGGAAAACCACUGGCACCACCACUCCACAAAGUACAACAAUGAAGACCACAACAACAGAAAGUAGCACCACAACUGUGAUCCCACCAACAGAAGGCACAACCACUCCAGAAAGUACUACCACAGAGAUUACAACAACAAAAAGCACCACGAUCGAUACCACAACUCCAGAAAGCACCACAAUGACAGAAAGUACAACUGCUGGCACAAAAACUUCAGAAAGUACAACACCAGAGACCACAACAAAAGAAAGUACCACCCCUGAGACAACAACCAAGACCACAACAACAGAAAGUACCACCACAACUGAGAUCACAUCAACAGAAGGAACCACCACUCCGGAAAGUACUACCGCAGAGACCACAACAACAAAAAGCACCACCACCAGUACCACAACUCCAGAAAGCACCACAAUGACAGAAAGUUCAACCGCUGUCACCACCACUCCAGAAAGUAUAACAACGGAGACCACAGCAACAGAAAGCACCACAAAUGAGAUCACAACAACAGAAGGCACCACUAGCCCAGAAAGUACUACUACAGAGACCACAAGAACAGAAAGGACCACGAUCGAUACCACAACUCCAGAAAGCUCCACAGUGGCAGAAAGUACAACUGCUGGCACAACAACUUCAGAAAGUACAACACCAGAGACCACAACAAUAGAAAGUACCACCCCCGGGACAACAACCGAGACCACAACAACAGAAAGUACCACCACAGUCACCACAACUGUGAUCACACCAACAGAAGGCACCACCACUCCAGAAAGUACUACCACAGAGCCCACAACAACAGAAAGCACCACGGUCGAUACCACAACUCCAGAAAGCACCACAAUGACAGAAAGUACAACUGCUGGCACAACGACUUCAGAAAGUACUACCACAGAGACCACAACAACAGAAAGCACCACGGUCGAUACCACAACUCCAGAAAGCACCACAAUGACAGAAAGUACAACUGUUGGCACAACAACUUCAGAGAGUACAACAACAGAACGUACCACCCCCGGGACAAAAACCGAGGCAGCAACAAUAGAAAGUACCACCACAGUCACCAAAGCUGAGAUUACUACAACAGAAAGCACCACCACCAGUACCACAACUCCAGAAAACACCACAAUGAUAGAAAGUACAACCACUGGCACCACCACCCCAGAAAGUACAAUAACGGAGACCACAGCAACAGAAAGUAGCACCACGAGCACCACAAAUGUGAUCACACCAACAGAAGGCACCACCACUCCAGAAAGUACUACCACAGAGACCACAACAACAGAAAGCACCACGAUCGAUACCACAACUCCAGAAAGCACCACAAUGACAGAAAGUACAACUGCUGGCACAACAACUUCAGAAAGUACAACACCAGAGACCACAACAAGAGAAAGUACCACCCUCGGGAAAACAACCGAGACCACAACAACAGAAAGUACCACCACAGUCACCACAACUGAGAUCACAACAGCAGAAGGAGCCACCACUCCGGAAAGUACUACCACAGAGACCACAACAACAGAAAGCACCAUCACCGGUACCACAACUCCAGAAAGCCCCACAAUGACAGAAAGUACAACCACUGGUACCACCACUCUAAAAAGUACAACAGAAGAGACAACCUUAACAACAGACAGCACCACAAUCGAUACUACAACAAGAGAAAGCACCACGACUCCAGAAAGCACCACAAUGGAGACCACCACAACAGAUAGUGCAACCACUGGCACCACAACUCCAGAAAGUACUACCACAGAGACCACAACAACAGACAGCACCACAAUCGAUAUUACAACAACAGAAAGCACCACCACCGGUACCACAACUUUAGAAAGUACAACAGCAGAAAACAACAAUAACAGAAAGCACCACGAUGGGUAGUACAACAACAGAAAGCACUACCAUCGGUACCACAACUCCAGAAAGUACAACAGUGGAAAUCACAACAACAGACGCUACAACAUCAGAAAGUACCACCACCAUUACCACAACUCCAGAAAGUACAACAGCAGAGACCACAA